Messenger RNA from Vanrija pseudolonga, 1494 nucleotides. RefSeq lists its product as uncharacterized. Bases 196 to 1494 code for a protein of 432 amino acids. The transcript has 5 exons. Lineage: Eukaryota; Fungi; Basidiomycota; Tremellomycetes; Trichosporonales; Trichosporonaceae. The record is from RefSeq and is a predicted model, not a curated record.
ACGACGAGUAACCAUCUAGACCUUAUAACUACCAUCUUGUUGUAUCUCUCAACAAUAGCAACGACAACGGGCUCGACGGACACACUGGACACAGCAGCAGCGAUUGGCACAGCACCUUGAUCACGACCUAACCAACACCCAUACCACCUUACACAUCCUACACGUCCCGCCCAUGUCCCUGCCACCACUGCGACCAUGAACACGGAACACGACGACGACCUGGUAGACUACGGUAUUGACGACGAGGUGCCGGACCACGAGAUGGCGAGCGUGAGCGUCAAGGCCGAGGAGGUCGACGCCGACGAGUCGCGCACGUCGGCCGCGACAGACGCCCUGCCUACCGACACGGAGCUGCGCCUGACGCGUCGGGUGCUCGACCUCGAGCGCGAGCGCGAUGCGCUAGCUGCCGAGGUCAAGACGCUACGCGCGAGAUAUCCAGCCCACAGCACAAGGAUACCCGUGCCCUCUGCUGGUGGUGAACCCGACGUCGCGCCGGCCCCACAGCAGCCCAUCACGAUCCCGCACGACCUGAUCCCCGUGCUCGCCCUGCUGCGCCAGCACAUUGCCGAGCUGACCCGCGAUAACAUGGCGCUGCGGUACACGUUCCUCGGGCCGUCGAGCUCGCGCCCCGAUGCCGUCUCGCCCGCCAGCUCGAUGGCGACGACCCCGCUGCCCGUCACCUCGCCCCUGCCGAGCGUGGCGGGCAUGUCGCCCAUGCCGCUUGCCGCGCUCGCGUCCCCGCCCGCGCCGACCAUUGAGAUCACGGAAGUGGGGCCCGCCGCUGCUGCUGGUGCGCCCGGCGUCGAUCUGGCCGCGGUCGUCGACCGCGUCAGGGUGCUCACGCUCGAGAACGAGGAGCUGGGCGAGAUGGUCGCUGAGGCUGGGCGCGCCGACGCAAGCGAGUGGCUCAAGACAUUGGAGGACUCGAAGCAGGUCAUCGCGUCCCUCGACUCGGACCUGCAGUACAAUCUCACCGUGAUCGACGGGCUGCGUUCCGAGCUAGAGUCGUACAAGACCCGCUUUGGGAGUGUCGACGCGCCCAAGGCCGCCGCGGUGUCGUCACCGCAGUCGCAGGACAAGAGCCGGGAUAACCGCGACCGCGACCGGAACCAGCCGCGCAACGACAGGCGGCGGAAUGGCGGCGGCGGCGGUGGAGGGGGAGGAGGAGGCGGUGGUGGCGGCCGGGACGACAGGUAUCGGCCGGAGCAUGGGCGCGACAGUCGGGACGGCCGGGACGGGCGUGAUCGGCGCGGUGGUGGUGACGGGCGCGGCGACGGGCGCAGUGGUGAAGGGCACCGCAGUGGAGGAGGUGGCGGUGGUGGCGGCGACCGGGGCGGCGGAGAGCGCAGGGGCCACGAGGACAAGCCCGUACCCGCCAGCCUGGCGAUUCUGGGCCGCGCCAACGCACCGGGGGAGAACGGAGGGGCUAGCAAUGGGACUGGGGCAGGCGCGCGGCGCGUCGACGACGACCGCGCGAGCAAGCGCAGGAGAUAG